AUAUCAUAUAUAAGCAACACUAGCUGGUGAUCUUUCUUCACAUCCAUCGCGUCUUGAAACCCUUCCAUAGUAUUCAAAGACCAGAAGAUCUCUCUCUCUCUCUCUAGUUCUUGAGUUCGAGCUCUGUGUGCAGUUAUAAUGGAGUGUGGUGUCGACGCCCAUGGUGCAUCAGCAAUGAAGAACAGAGCAGAAGAAGGAAGGACUGGAUUCAUCACACGUAUGUUCCGGCUAGUGUCAACUUUGUUGUUGAAGCUUCACGUGAAUCUGAAGGAGUUGUGCAGCAAGAUGCUAAAGUUGGCUAAAGAUGAUCCCAGAAGGGUGUACCAUUCGUGUAAGGUGGGAUUCGCCCUCACCAUUGUCAGCACCCUCUACUUCAUCUGGCCUAUUAACGCUAGCAUGGCAAACAAUUUCAUCUGGGCAGUCAUGACUGUGGUUGUCGUCUUCGAAUACACUGUGGGUGGAACUUUGAGCAAGGGUUUGAAUAGAGGAUUUGCAACACUAUUGGCGGGAGCACUUGGAGUUGGGGUCCAUUACCUUGGAAGGCUUUCUGGGGAGAAAGGAGAGCCCAUAAUACUUGGAGUUUUUGUCUUCUUACUAGCUGCAGCAGCAACAUUUUCGAGGUUCUUUCCAGGAAUCAAAGCAAGAUAUGACUAUGGCAUCCUCAUCUUCAUACUCACAUUCAGUCUGGUAGCCGUGACCGGAUAUAGAGAAGAUGAACUCUUUAAAGUGGCAGUGGAGAGACUUGGCACAGUAGCCAUUGGUGGUGCACUAUGCAUGCUUGUGUCGAUUCUGAUAUGUCCGGUGUGGGCAGGGUCUGAUCUCCAUAAAUCAAUUGUGAACAACUUGAACAAGGUUGCAGACUCCUUGGAAGGUUGCAUGGAGGAGUACUUUCAUGAAGGCGAUGGAGAUGGUGAACUCAAAAGUGGGGAAACUUCCAUUCAAGGAUACAGAGCAGUACUUGAUUCGAAAACCAGAGAGGAGUCGCUGGCAAACUUUGCUAGAUGGGAACCACCACAUGGCAAGUUCGGGAUUGGCCAUCCAUGGAAGCAGUACCUAAAAGUUGGAGCUAUGACCAGGAAAUGUGCCUACUGCGUUGAAGCACUGGAUGCUUGCAUCAGAUCACAUUCCAAAGCACCCAAAGCUCUACGUCGGCACCUUCAGGUUCCAUGUUUAAAUGUCACCUCGUUGAUGUCAGAGCUUCUGAGGGAGCUUUCGACAGGAAUCGACACAACUACCAGAUCAUCUACAGUCGAGUCUCUCAUCGAAAGGAUCAAUAUUGGCGUUGAUGAUUUGUCCACCGCCUUCAAUUUGCUGCCCCAUGCCAACGUUCAUCAUCACCACAACACAAACGGCACCGCCCAUGCAAGCACGUACAUAAUGGAUGUCAUCCCUUUAGCGACAGUGACCUCCAUUCUGACGGAAACCGUCGGCCGCAUUGAAGGCAUCUUCUCCGCCGUCGACGAACUUUCAGUACUUGCUAGAUUCAAAGAUCACGUCGAUUCUUAUGCCGGCAUUGGCCGCAAGAGCACCAUAAAGCCCCAGAAGAAUGCCGCAGUGAAUCCAUUGAGUGGAAAAGAAGGUCCCCAUGUUGUGGUCACGGUUGGUCAUGAAGCGCCAUUAUCAGGAACAGGCAUGCAGCCUCUAGUUGCUCCAUCGUCGAUGGCAACGCAAGUUGAGAAAGAAGAAAAAAUUAAUGAGGGGAGGGCCUAGAUUUUUUAUAAAAACAUUAUCAUAAAUUACUGAGGUCUUUUAUAUCUUCUAAGGGGAAAAUGAAUAUAGCAAUUAAUUUGCCUUUACUCUGCCAUUUCCUAAGAUGGGUAAGAAGAAUAACACGUAAAUCAGUGCACGAAUGGAAUUGUUGAGGAUGAACGAGGGCAAUGGCUACUAGUUUAUGUGAGUAUCGGCGAUUCGACCAUAGGUUGAAACCGCCCCUGUCCCCGGGGAUCCAAUGCUGUUUAGGGACUUACAUGGGAAGCGGCACACCUAUUGGCUGAAGAGCAGUACAUCCAUCGUUUGCAGUUUAGAAGAAUAACACCCACAUAAAUUGAACUAACAAUCGGCUAGCUUUUACUAGCCCACCAACUCGACCAACUUUGCUAUGCCUCUUGGAGCCCAUGAUGUCGAAAAAAUUUAGUUGAUU
Messenger RNA from Nymphaea colorata (pocket water lily), 2140 nucleotides. RefSeq names its product aluminum-activated malate transporter 8-like. The record is from RefSeq and is a predicted model, not a curated record. The transcript has 6 exons. Lineage: Eukaryota; Viridiplantae; Streptophyta; Magnoliopsida; Nymphaeales; Nymphaeaceae. Gene Ontology annotation, biological process: malate transport. Gene Ontology annotation, cellular component: plant-type vacuole membrane. Bases 139 to 1710 code for a protein of 523 amino acids.